UGAACCAUCAGUGGGUGUUUAUUACAACUGUUCCUUGUUGUUAUCAAGGCCAGUCAACAAGGUACUACCGAAAACGUUUGUCGUCAUGUGAACACAUUCAGUGUAGCACCAGCAUGUGGACGAGCAGGGCUUUAACUUUUAUAACGAUAGGAGUAGUGUUUUCGGUGGCCACUUCUGAAGUGGAACAAGCACCGCUAGAUCUCCUCCAUACUGUCAACGAUUUGGUCACAUAUGUCCGAGAUAUGGAAAACAAACUCGAUGACGAUUUACUCGAUAUUACACAUCGUGUUGAAGAAUUGGAGAAUUUACGUGAAAUGGACGCUCAUAAUUUUUCCGAAAGUAUUUUAAAACUGAAAAACUUACACGAGAUCGAUGAACAGAGUGUCAGACAGUUAACUAGUGAAAUAACGUCAGUUAUCGCAGAAAACAAGCAUCUCAAUGCAGAUUUGAAUGACUGGAAACACUCUCUUUCGGAAAAGCCAAGAUCACCGGAUAAACUCCGAAUUCCUCCGAGGUCGGUCUCGCACGAGAUGACACGCUCGGGAUCAUCUCCAGGUACCAUUGCUUUCUACGCAAUACUUACGCGACAACUGAUGGAUCCUGGGGUACACCAAAAAAUCAUUUUUGACAAGAUCGUCACUAAUGUGAAUGCCCAGAUAAGUCCCUAUUCCGGUGUGUUCACGUGCAUGCAAUCCGGAGUUCACGUGUUCUCCUGGCAGACGCUGCUGACGGAUACCCACUACGUCGUUACGGAGCUUGUACGGAACGGGGCCAACGUUGGAUCGGAAGAAAUUGGUAACUCCGGAACUCCUGUAUCCGGGUCCUCUACUGCUGUUGUAGACCUGUCGGCGAUGGAUGAAGUCUGGGUCAGAGUCGCUGCGCAUUCCGUUGGCGCGGACAUCCAGCCUCAUCUUACUACUUUGUCCGGCUUCAGACUUCCUUAACCCGAGCGAAUAAAAAGAAAUGUGUAUCCAUCAUCA
Molecule: messenger RNA, 980 nt
Organism: Pecten maximus
Lineage: Eukaryota; Metazoa; Mollusca; Bivalvia; Pectinida; Pectinidae
Exons: 2
Coding region: 114-944 (276 amino acids)
Molecular function (GO): protein binding
Source: RefSeq, a predicted model, not a curated record